This is a messenger RNA of Larimichthys crocea (large yellow croaker), 1716 nucleotides long. RefSeq names its product ELMO/CED-12 domain containing 2 (gene elmod2). The record is from RefSeq and is a predicted model, not a curated record. Gene Ontology annotation, cellular component: membrane. Lineage: Eukaryota; Metazoa; Chordata; Actinopteri; Sciaenidae. Bases 142 to 1038 code for a protein of 298 amino acids. Gene Ontology annotation, molecular function: GTPase activator activity. The transcript is spliced from 9 exons.
CGGCUGUGCGUCCGAACGGAUCCUGAACGCACCACAGCCAGACUGUUGUCAAGAGAAACGCAGCUAACCCUCACCGAGCAGUUAAUAGCUUGAAAGCGAGGAUAAGUUUGAGUAUUUCUCUGUCUCUGCAACAUUAAGAAAAUGUUGGGGUGUAUCUGGCAGUAUGUCUACACAUCCUUCCUGAGAUACUGGCUGAAGUGGCUCAUCAGACAGGCAACAGGGAAAUGUGAGCUUCAGAGAAUAUGCUCCGGAUACAAGCCUGGGGCAACGAGGACAACAAAAGCAGAAUAUUCUCUUCGGUCAUCAAAGAACAAGGCUUUAAGAGGAGCUUUGGACACCAACAAAGAUCAAUUAGAGCAAUGUGUGGAUCAAAUUAUGAAAGUGAAGAAUGUCAAACCCCAGAAAGAUCCACUGUUCAAGGAAAGCCUUCAUGUCUGUCUGUUACAGAUUACAGGAUACAACAGCUUGUAUAUAUCUGUGGAAGACUUGAGAAAGGAAGUCUUCAGUUCUGAGAACCAAGAGCACGAGGCCACGCUGUUGAAGUUGUGGGACCUGUUGAUGCCUGAUGUCAAACUGGAAUCGAGGAUAACCAAACAGUGGGGAGACAUUGGAUUCCAAGGAGAUGACCCCAAGACUGACUUCAGAGGAAUGGGCAUGCUCGGCCUGAUCAACCUCGUUUUUUUCAGUGAAAACUACACAGAGGAGGCUCGUCAGGUGUUAUCCCACGCAAACCAUCCGAAACUUGGGUAUUCAUACGCCAUAGUUGGGAUCAACUUGACAGAGAUGGCCUACAGCCUCCUGAAGAGCGGCGCUUUGAAGCCUCACUUCUACAAUACAGUACUGGGCACACCUGAGCUCCAGCAUUUUCAUCAGCUCUACUGUUAUCUGGCAUACGAAUUUGAUAAAUUCUGGGUGGCAGAGGAGCCGGAAAGCAUCAUGCAGUUCAAUCAGUACCGAGAGAAAUUCCACGACAUCGUCAAGAUGCAUCUACAGGACCCCGAUGUAUCCCUCACGCUCACUGUCCGCUCUAAAAACUAACAAUAUUCAGAGAUAGCUGAUCCUCUGUGGCCUCUGACGUCGCUUCAGGCAGAAGAAGGCAAGAAGCAUAAAAGCGGACUGAAGCUGGUCGGUCAUAUUCCUCAAACAUUAAAACAAAAAAAAAAUCCUCUUAUAUUUGGUUUUGUGAUUCGUUAGUCAUUCUCUGUUUAUUUCUUCACAGUGAUAGUUAAAGGUUUUUUAAUAGAGCACAAAUCUAACACCCUAUACCUCAAAAAUAAAUGACCAUUCCGGUGUUUAAUUAAGCUUCGUAAAGGGGAAUCAAGAGCUGCUGCAGAGAUCUGUAGCGAAGGGUUUAAGCACUUUUAGUGAGCAUGAAGCCAAAUUGUUGCAGUUAAAAGACACUUCUUGAGAAAUGGCGAUUAAUCACCAUAUUUGUAGCUGUCUUGUUUGUAUUUAUGUGAACAAGACUUGUGUGUUUUUCACGGUUGUCCUGCUCAGGAAUUUGAUUUUUACAUCCAGAUAAUGACGGAAACUUUAAUAUAUGUGCACGUGUCCCCAUUGAUGUCAUCUGUAUUCUGUAAUAUAGGUAAUGUGGAACUUAAAAUGAUUGUUUUUAUUACCUUAUUUUUAUGCUUAUGCUUUUGCUUUCGAGGAAGGUGUGUAAUGAUUAACAAAUGUUACUCAGAGUUAAUAAAUACACAUUUUGAUGUUUUGAGA